UGCGGCCCAAAGUUUUUCUUUUGGUUUCCGGUGUCCCCGCGAUGGCGACGCUGGAUUCGGUGGCUCUCUUCACUGGCCUCGGCCUGAGUGAGCACAAGGCCCGUGAGACGCUCAAGAACGCGGCUCUGAGCACGCAGCUGCGGGAGGCGGCCAUCCAGGCGCAGCACACUCUGGGCUCUACCAUCGACAAGGCUACCGGGACCCUGCUCUAUGGCCUGGCCUCCCGACUCCGGGAUUCCCGGCGUCUUUCCUUCCUCGUCAGCUACAUAGCCAGUAAAAAGAUCCACACCGAGCUGCAGCUGAGCGCUGCCCUUGAAUAUGUGCGGAGUCACCCCCUGGACCCUAUUGAUACUGUGGACUUCGAGCAGGAAUGUGGUGUGGGUAUCCUGGUGACACCAGAGCAGAUUGAGGAGGCUGUGGAGGCCACCAUAAAUAGGCACCGGCCCCAGCUUCUGGUGGAGCGGUACCAUUUCAACAUGGGGUUGCUGAUGGGAGAGGCUCGGGCUGCACUCAAAUGGGCAGAUGGCAAAAUGAUCAAGCAUGAAGUGGAUAUGCAGGUCCUCCACCUUUUGGGUCCCAAGACAGAAGCUGAUCUGGAAAAGAAACCCAAGGUGGCAAAGGCUCGGCUUGAAGAAACAGAGCGAAAGACAACAAAAGAUGUGGUGGAGAAUGGUGAGGCUCAGACCCUUUCUCUGAUGGAACAGCUCCGGGGGGAGGCACUGAAAUUCCACAAACCUGGUGAGAACUUCAAGACUCCAGGCUAUGUGACAACUCCGCACACCAUGGAUCUACUGAAGCAGCACCUGGAGAUCACUGGGGGACAGGUACGUACCCGGUUCCCCCCAGAACCCAAUGGAAUCCUGCACAUUGGACAUGCCAAAGCCAUCAAUUUCAACUUUGGUUAUGCCAAGGCCAACAACGGUAUCUGCUUUCUACGCUUUGAUGACACCAAUCCUGAGAAGGAGGAAGCAAAGUUCUUCACUGCUAUUCAUGACAUGGUGACCUGGCUGGGUUACACACCUUACAAAGUGACAUAUGCUUCUGACUAUUUCGACCAGCUGUAUGCCUGGGCUGUGGAACUUAUCCGCAGGGGUCAGGCAUAUGUGUGCCACCAACGAGGGGAGGAGCUCAAAGGCCACAACUCCCUGCCCUCACCAUGGAGGGAUCGACCCAUUGAAGAAUCUCUGCUCCUCUUUGAGGCAAUGCGCAAGGGCAAGUUUUCAGAGGGUGAGGCCACACUACGGAUGAAGUUGGUGAUGGAGGAUGGCAAAAUGGACCCUGUGGCCUAUCGAGUCAAGUACACACCACACCAUCGCACAGGGGACAAAUGGUGUAUCUACCCCACCUACGACUACACACACUGCCUCUGUGACUCCAUUGAGCACAUCACUCACUCACUGUGCACCAAGGAAUUCCAGGCUCGACGGUCUUCCUACUUCUGGCUGUGUAAUGCGCUGGAUGUCUAUUGCCCUGUGCAGUGGGAGUAUGGCCGCCUUAACUUGCACUAUGCCGUUGUGUCUAAGAGGAAGAUCCUCCAGCUUGUAGCAGCUGGUGCUGUGCGGGACUGGGACGAUCCGCGGCUCUUCACCCUUACUGCCCUGCGACGACGGGGUUUCCCGCCUGAGGCCAUCAACAAUUUCUGUGCCCGGGUGGGGGUGACAGUGGCACAGACCACAAUGGAGCCACAUCUUCUGGAAGCCUGUGUGCGUGAUGUGCUAAAUGACACAGCUCCACGGGCCAUGGCUGUACUAGAACCCCUACAGGUCAUAAUCACCAACUUUCCUGCUGGCAAGCCUUUGGACAUCCAGGUGCCCAACUUCCCUGCUGAUGAGACCAAGGGCUUUCACCAGGUUCCUUUUGCAUCUACUGUCUUCAUUGAGAAGACUGACUUUAAGGAGGAGCCAGAACCUGGAUAUAAGCGUUUGGCACGGGGCCAGCCUGUGGGUCUGAGGCAUACAGGCUAUGUCAUUGAAUUGCAGCAAGUUGUCAAGGGCCCCAGUGGCUGUGUCGAGUGCUUGGAGGUGACCUGCAGGAGAGCUGAUGCUGGAGAGAAACCCAAGGCCUUUAUUCAUUGGGUAUCACAGCCUCUGGGGUGUGAGAUUCGUCUCUAUGAACGACUAUUCCAGCACAAGAACCCUGAAGAUCCUGCUGAGGUGCCUGGUGGAUUCCUAAGUGACCUGAACCCGGCUUCGUUGCAAGUUGUGGAAGCAGCAGUAGUGGACUGCUCUGUGGCUCUGGCAAAACCCUUCGACAAGUUCCAGUUUGAGCGCCUGGGGUACUUCUCUGUGGAUCCAGACAGCCGUGAAGGACAGCUUGUCUUUAACCGAACUGUCACACUGAAAGAAGACCCAGGAAAAGUAUGAAGCGGAAACGUGAACCUACCUCAUUCCGGAGGCUGGGGUGCUCUCACCAUCCCAUACUCCAUGGCAAUAAAGAAUAACUAAAUCUUA
This is a messenger RNA of Jaculus jaculus (lesser Egyptian jerboa), 2450 nucleotides long. It is a transcript of the gene Qars1, whose product is annotated as glutaminyl-tRNA synthetase 1. Gene Ontology annotation, molecular function: ATP binding; glutamine-tRNA ligase activity. The record is from RefSeq and is a predicted model, not a curated record. Gene Ontology annotation, cellular component: aminoacyl-tRNA synthetase multienzyme complex; cytosol; cytoplasm. Bases 42 to 2363 code for a protein of 773 amino acids. Gene Ontology annotation, biological process: glutaminyl-tRNA aminoacylation; translation. Lineage: Eukaryota; Metazoa; Chordata; Mammalia; Rodentia; Dipodidae. The transcript is spliced from 24 exons.